Messenger RNA from Cylicostephanus goldi, 554 nucleotides. The record is from the annotation of a GenBank genome assembly. Lineage: Eukaryota; Metazoa; Nematoda; Chromadorea; Rhabditida; Strongylidae.
AUGAAAGAUCGCAAGAAAGCACCACCGUUUCACGAAUGUGAGCUCAAACUUCUCAUGAAACUCUAUUGCGAUUCCUAUGAAGAAUAUCAUGGACGAGGAAAGACUAGCGAAUCAGGAAAACAUCACAACGACAAGAAAACCUUGCUAAGGCGAUUCGCUAAGGAAGUGUCGAAUUUGGGAUUUUAUCAGCGUACCGAAAAACAGAUUGAGGAACGUCUUCGAGCCGAUUGUAAACGUGUACGAAAACAUGAGUUAUAUGAAUGCCGUAGAGUUAGAGCUGGCCUAAAUGGUGCUGCCAGUGCAAAUAACGAUGAAGACCUCGAACUUGAUCAUCACCCUGAUAUCGCCGAUGAAUCUGCAUUUGAUAUGUCUCAACCGGGUACAAUGAGCAAGGUUAAGGAAGAGAUGAUGACUCCAAGAGAUGGCAGUCCAUCGGGAGAACCGCAAUCAAGUGAAAUUUAUACGGAAGAAGACGUUAUGGAUGAAACUGCUCCUACAUCAACUACACCUAGUCAAAGAAGGGGGCCACGAAAAUACAUCAGAGCGGCGUAAGU